Molecule: messenger RNA, 2379 nt
Organism: Trichomycterus rosablanca
Lineage: Eukaryota; Metazoa; Chordata; Actinopteri; Siluriformes; Trichomycteridae
Gene: rp2
Product: RP2 activator of ARL3 GTPase
Exons: 5
Coding region: 90-1208 (372 amino acids)
Biological process (GO): post-Golgi vesicle-mediated transport
Cellular component (GO): periciliary membrane compartment; cilium
Molecular function (GO): GTPase activator activity
Source: RefSeq, a predicted model, not a curated record
UAAUAGUUCUUCAUUUAUAAUCGACGCUUUUUAAAUUUGCGGCGUUUCUUUGUUAUCUAAGCGUGUUUGUUUUGUGUGGACGGGUAAACAUGGGCUGCUUUUUCUCCAAAAAAUCGAGAAGAAAAUCCCCGGAUAAGGACCCGGCUGUGAGGACAGAGAAGGAGGUGUCGAACAGGAACAGCGCUGCUGAAACCAACAACACCAGCGGUAACCAGGACCAGCCCAAACAAUACAGCUGGGAUACACGGGAGAAGGUUGAUCCCAAAGACUUCAUGCUGACUGGUGUGAAGGAUGCCACGGUGGGCCGAUUGCCAGGAACCUUGAACGGGCAGCAGUUUGUUAUUCAAGAAUGUGAAAACUGUGACAUUUACGUGCUCGACCAUUCAGCCACGGUUACCGUUGACGACUGUGUGAACUGUCGCAUAGUCCUCGGCCCCGUCAAAGGCAGCGUCUUCUUUCGAGACUGCAAAGACAUUAAGUGCGUUCUAGCCUGCCAGCAGUUCCGCACGAGGGACUGCAAGAAAAUGGACGUCUUUUUGUGCUGUGCCACUCAGCCCAUUAUCGAGUCUUCGACUGGCAUGAAGUUCAGCUGUUUUCAGUACUAUUACCCAGACUUGGCCUUUCACUUUAAAGAUGCGGGACUGAGUAUAUUUAAUAACAACUGGAGCAAUAUACAUGACUUUACACCAGUUUCCGGAGAAACUAACUGGAGUCUGUUGCCAGAGGAUGCCGUGGUGUCGGAUUAUGUUUCUUUUCCUGACUCCGAGUCAGAGUUCAAGAGUAUACGUAUCUCUGCUGAUAGGAGCCGCAGUAUCGUGCCCUUGACAAAAGGUGGGAGGCGAACGGAGAGUGAGGAGUCCUGCUUGUUUGUGUUCUUUGCUGGAGAUUACGCCACAGCCAAUGCACGCAAGCUCAUUGACGAGACAACCACCAAAGGUUUUGUCCUUAUCCAGACCAAAGAGGUCUCGAUGCGUCCUGAAGAUGUGACCAGAGUGUUCAAGAACAAUGCAGAGGAACUUGUUGAAUGGACCUCAAAAGGUCCUGUGGUGGCCCUUGAGCUAAAUGGGGACGGUGUAGUGGAGGCUUGUAGAGGCAUUGCUAGUGAGGUUUUCGAUGGAACAAAGGUGUUCGUUUCUGAGAAUAAAAGUUCAGCUUCACAGGAUAUUGACAACUUUUUCAACUUUGCUGACAUGCAGAUGGGGAUGUAAAAUGAAUGAAAACAAACGUAUGUUUAAUAAUGUUAGGCAAAAAAAGAGUUUUUCUUAUUUGUGGAGUAAUGAAGUGGAUGUAGAACUACUUGUGUGUCAAUUUUAAACGACUUUUUACUUUUAAUCGAGUAAUUAGUGCUGUUAAAUAUUUUAAAUACUUUGCUGUUUAUUCCAUUCAUUGUUUGUCGUGUCCAGUUACCCUGAUUGCGUCCUCUAUACUGAUUCAACCCUUCACGGCUGACUGAGGACGCCUCUCAACUAACAUACGCCCCCUCCGGCACAUACAGUCAGUACAGACCGCAUUUUUCACCUGCACGAGUCGAGUUCAUACACCGACGGGCACUGUGUACAGAGGGCCACACUCCCAUCAGCAUUAUUCCUCAGCCCUGUGCAGGCGCCAUCAGUCAGCCAGCAGGGGCCGCAGUCGCACCAGUUAUGAGGACCUAUGAUCCGACUUUUUACCCUCUAACCCUGAACAACAGCCAAUCGUUGUUCAUGCUGCCGCCCAACCCAGUCGGAAGGCAGAGCUGAGAUUCGACACGAUGUAUUCGAAACCCCAACUCUGGUGUGCUAGUGUACUUUACCGCUGCGCCAUGCAAAACUAAGCAAUAGAUCAAGCUGGCUGUAAGAACCUGUGGCUGAAUAUUACCAUGAUUAUUGGCAAUCAACCUAAAAAUACAUUACACAGUGAAGAAAUUUAUUAUUAAUUUAUUGUCUUUUGAAGUAAUACUGGAAAUACAUGCUGUUCCUACUGUUUUUAAUUUGUUAUAAUUUUAUAAACUGUUAUGAUUUUAGUUUUGAUCAGUAAUGUGUAUUUUCUUCUAAAAUCAGGAAUCAUGCAUGUAAUGGCUGUUUGUUGUUAAUGAAAUUUUAGAAUAUAUUUGGACACACUGAAGUUUUCACGUUUAUGCUGCAUAUGUUGAGACAAAUCAACUUUUUAUCUGUAUUAUUUGUAAAAUAGUUAUGAUUUAAGACUAUUCUAAAGUGAUCUAGUGUCAGAUUGAAAUGAAUGUAUUUUGCUGUCUUUUACAUCCCCUCUAUUUUUGUACAAGUGUUUUUUUUUUUUGUCUUAUGACCAAAACCAGUUUUACUUGUACAAAUAAGACAAAUGUCUCACAUUGUACUUUUGUACUUUAAUGUUUAUAUAAUGCAGUUUUGUAGAAAUGAUUGU